Molecule: messenger RNA, 2229 nt
Organism: Macrosteles quadrilineatus (aster leafhopper)
Lineage: Eukaryota; Metazoa; Arthropoda; Insecta; Hemiptera; Cicadellidae
Product: probable cytochrome P450 303a1
Exons: 10
Coding region: 37-1539 (500 amino acids)
Biological process (GO): xenobiotic metabolic process
Cellular component (GO): cytoplasm; intracellular membrane-bounded organelle
Molecular function (GO): oxidoreductase activity, acting on paired donors, with incorporation or reduction of molecular oxygen, reduced flavin or flavoprotein as one donor, and incorporation of one atom of oxygen; iron ion binding; heme binding
Source: RefSeq, a predicted model, not a curated record
UCAAGGUUAAGACAGAGGCGUGUGGGAAAUCUAAGGAUGUGGAUAGAGGCAACACUCUUCAUCUUCAUCCUGGGACUUCUUUUGUACCUAGAUUCGAAGAAACCGAAGAACUUCCCCCCUGGCCCAGUAUGGUGGCCCGUGGUAGGCAGUGCGUUGGCCAUUCAUCGGCUAAGGAAGGAGAUGGGAGGAUAUCUCUACCUCGCCUCUGUCAAGAUGGCCGAGCAAUAUAAGACUGGCUGUGUGGGCCUGCGUAUCGGUAAGGACCGAACUGUCGUCUGCACCAGCUAUGAGGCGGUUAGAGAGAUGAUGAUGAGGGAGGAUUUUGACGGGAGACCUCACGGACCGUUCUACGAGACUCGCACUUGGGGAGUUCGGAGAGGUUUGAUCCUAACUGAUGAAGAGUUUUGGCAAGAACAGAAGCGCUUUGUCCUUCGACACUUGCGGGAGUUUGGUUUCGGUCGUAAGACGAUGGCUGGACUAACAGAGGAUGAGGCUGCGGCUCUGGUAGAAUCAUUUGAGAAGAGAAUAGCAAAGAGUGGAAAGAAUGGGAUCUUGGUGGAAAUGUCCAACGCUUUCAAUGUGUGUGUCCUCAAUACUUUGUGGUCCAUGUUGGCUGGAAUCAGAUACAACCCUGAGGAAAAGGAGCUACAAGACCUUCAAACUCUACUGACCGAGUUGUUCGCCAACAUAGACAUGGUGGGAGCUCUGUUCAGUCAGUUCCCUGUCCUGCAGUACCUAGCUCCCGAGAUAUCUGGCUACAACAAGUUUAUGUACAUUCACAAGCAACUGUGGAAGUUUUUGAGGGCAGAGUUAGACAGUCACAAAGCAAGUUUUGUUCCUGACAAGCCCAGAGAUCUCAUGGACGUUUAUCUGCAAAUGCUCAACUCACCUGAUCGCAAACCUAGCUUUUCAGAGGACCAGCUGCUAGCUAUCUGCCUGGACAUGUUCAUGGCUGGGUCGGAAACAACCAGCAAAUCUCUCGCGUUCUGCUUUCUCUACAUGUUGUUGUUUCCUGAUGUACAGAAGAAAGCUCAGGAAGAGAUUGAUCGAGUGGUUGGUAGAGACAGGCUGCCCAACUUGAACGACAGGCCAAACAUGCCCUACAUGGAGGCAGUGGUGUUAGAGUCAGUGAGGAUGUUUGUGGGACGAACGUUCGGCAUUCCACACAGAGCUCGGAAAGACACCACACUACAAGGAUACGACAUUCCUAAAGACACAAUGCUUGUAGUGAAUUUCAACUCGUGCAUGAUGAACGAAAAGUUCUGGGAAGACCCCCACAUCUACAGGCCGGAGAGGUUUUUGAAAAAUGGAGUCUUAGAAGUGCCUGAAUUUUACAUUCCAUUCGGCUUAGGCAAGCACCGAUGUAUCGGCCAGACACUUGCUCGCUCCAACGUGUUCCUCUUCACGUCUAGUCUACUACAGAGAUAUGAUUUCUGUGUCCCGCCAGGCCAGGCUCCCCCCUCCACCAAGGGGGUUGACGGGGCAACACCCGGCACCGGCCUCUACACAGCACUCGUCAAACCUAGAGUGUUUACUUAGAUUGAGAAAAGGUUAAUUGAGAAACAGGUUAUUUUCCGAUCCGUUUAUACCGUUAAAAUAUUGCUAGAAUAGUAUUUUUAACUACCAAACUAGACGACUGAGUACUAGGUCUACCUUUCUAGUAUUUCCAAGUAAAGAAAGGAAAAGGUAGAAGACAAAAAGAGAGUAUUUGCUAUUCUGUUUUUCACUAAUGAGUUGAUUGGAAUGUAAGCGUUGCUGAAGUUUACACGUUGUAUUUUCAGUUUCCGUUAGUUAUUAAAAGUCGGUGUUCAUAAAAGGGAUACAGUAGUUUACAGCUGUAUUUUCCGUCAGUGUUUUAGCUGAGAACCAAUUUUGUUGUUUUAAAAAUGACUAAUACAGGAGUGGAUUGUGAACCUACUACAAUAUAGCGUACUAUACUGCAUAUUAAUAAUUUUAUUCAGUCAACUGUUUUCCUGAAAAUGAAAUAAUUAGUUGUUUACUUCGUUUGCACACAUGGCAAAACUGUCUUUCUAUUUUUCACAACAUUUCAAAAGAGCUCUUAUUGCUUCUCAGUGUUAAGAAAAGAAAAUGAUUAUUUUAAGAAACCGAAUAUUGGUUAUUUACACCGCAAACACAAUAUAUAAAUAAUUAUAAAAUAAAUAUAUAUAAAAAGUGUAACCUGGGAUGUUAAGCUGUAAAUAUAAUUUUAUUAAUUGAUAUUUCUCAAUU